Molecule: messenger RNA, 2725 nt
Organism: Suncus etruscus (white-toothed pygmy shrew)
Lineage: Eukaryota; Metazoa; Chordata; Mammalia; Eulipotyphla; Soricidae
Gene: WDR36
Product: WD repeat domain 36
Exons: 23
Coding region: 8-2677 (889 amino acids)
Biological process (GO): rRNA processing
Cellular component (GO): Pwp2p-containing subcomplex of 90S preribosome; small-subunit processome
Molecular function (GO): protein binding
Source: RefSeq, a predicted model, not a curated record
GCCCGGCAUGGCGGCGGGCAGCGCGCUCUUCGCGGGCUCGCGCGCGCUGGGGCUGUUCAGCGACGGCGUCCCGCACGUGGUGCGCCUCAGCCCGCUCCGCCGCCGCUUCCACGUGGCCACCUGCGUGGGCCGCAGCUUCCACACCUACGACGUUCAGAAACUUAGUCUGAUUGCCGUAAGUAACUCUGUCCCACAGGAUAUCUGCUGUAUGGCAGCUGAUGGGAAGCUAGUCUUUGCUGCCUAUGGAAAUGUUUUCUCUGCAUUUGCCCGUAAUAAAGAGAUAGUACACACCUUCAAGGGCCAUAAAGCGGAAAUUCAUCUUUUGCAACCUUUUGGGGAUCAUGUUAUCUCUGUCGAUACCAACAGCGUUGUUAUUAUUUGGCAUAUAUAUUCAGAAGAAGAAUACCUGCAGUUGACUUUUGAUAAAUCAGUAUUUAAAAUUUCUGCAAUUUUGCAUCCAAGUACCUACUUGAAUAAGAUACUUCUCGGCAGUGAACAAGGAAGCUUGCAGUUGUGGAAUGUAAAAUCCAAUAAACUUCUCUAUACAUUUCCAGGAUGGAAAGUUGGAGUAACAGCUCUUCAGCAGGCACCAGCUGUGGAUGUUGUUGCUGUCGGCCUUGUGUCGGGCCAAGUUAUCAUUCACAACAUUAAGUUUGAUGAAACAUUGAUGAAGUUUCGUCAGGAUUGGGGACCUAUUACUUCCAUUUCUUUCCGUACAGAUGGCCAUCCGAUUAUGGCAGCUGGAAGCCCAUGUGGCCAUAUUGGACUCUGGGAUCUAGAGGACAAGAAAUUAAUUAAUCAGAUGAGAAAUGCACAUUCUACAGCAAUUGCCGGCUUGACAUUUCUCCAUAGAGAACCACUGCUUGUCACAAAUGGUGCUGACAAUGCUCUGAGGAUAUGGAUCUUUGAUGGCCCCACUGGGGAAGGCAGGCUCUUGAGGUUCAGAAUGGGACAUAGUGCUUCUCUUACCAAAAUUAGGUAUUACGGACAAAAUGGACAACAGAUUCUUAGUGCAAGUCAGGAUGGAACUCUACAGUCAUUUUCCACUGUACAUGAAAAAUUUAACAAGAGUUUGGGACAUGGAUUAAUAAAUAAAAAGAGAGUUAAACGUAAAGGUCUUCAGAACACCAUGUCAGUGAGACUUCCACCCAUCAUGAAGUUUGCAGCUGAGGAAGCUCGUGAGAAUGACUGGGAUGGUAUCAUUGCUUGCCAUCAGGGUAAGCUAUCUUGUUCAACCUGGAACUACCAAAGAUCUACAAUAGGCAAUUACUUCCUAAAGCCCAAAGAUCUGAAGAAAGAUGAUAUAACUGCUACAGCUGUAGAUAUAACUUCUUGUGGAAACUUUGCUGUAAUCGGUCUGUCAUCAGGAGCGAUAGAUGUAUAUAACAUGCAAUCUGGUAUACAUCGAGGAAGUUUUGGCAGUAAUAAAGCCCAUGUAGGAGCUGUUCGAGGCAUUGCCGUGGACGGAUUAAACCAGUUGGUAAUUUCAGCUGGUAGUGAAGGAUCACUCAAAUUCUGGAACUUCAAGAAUAAAAAUUUAAUCCAAUCUGUGAACCUCACUUCAUCUCCAAAUAUGAUGCUGCUACAUAGAGACAGUGGCAUACUGGGGCUUGCCUUGGAUGACUUCUCCAUUAGUGUUUUGGACAUAGAAACCAGGAAGACUGUCAGAGACUUUUCAGGACAUCAAGGCCAAAUAAAUGACAUGGCUUUCAGCCCUGAUGGCCGUUGGCUAAUAAGUGCUUCGAUGGAUUGCUCAAUUAGAACUUGGGACCUCCCAUCUGGAUGCCUUAUAGACAGUUUUUUGCUAGACUCAGCUCCUCUCAAUGUCACAAUGUCUCCCACUGGAGACUUCCUGGCUACUUCCCAUGUGGAUCACCUUGGAAUCUACUUAUGGUCCAAUAUUUCCCUGUAUUCAGUUGUUUCGUUAAGGCCACUUCCUACAGAUUAUGUUCCAUCAGUGGUGAUGCUUCCUGGUACCUGUCAAACUCAAGACGUAGAACUGUGGAAGGAGACCACAGAAGCAAGUGAUGAGAUGAUUGCGUAUGACUCCCCGGAGCAGUUGAACGACCAGUUGAUGACUCUGUCCAGCCUCCCAGAGUCACGGUGGAAAAACCUUCUUAAUCUUGAUGUUAUUAAGAAAAAGAAUAAGCCAAAGGAACCUCCCAAAGUUCCCAAAUCAGCGCCAUUUUUCAUUCCAACUGUUCCCGGCCUUGUACCCAGAUAUGCUGCACCCGAGCAAAACAAUGAUCCCCAACAGUCUAAAGUGGUAAACCUUGGAAUUUUGGCUCAGAAAUCAGAUUUCUGCUUGAAACUUGAAGAAGCAAUAGAAAAUAAUGAAUAUGAAGCUGCUCUUAACCUUUUGAAAGAAUUGGGCCCAUCAGGAAUCGAAAUGGAGCUGCGAGGCCUGAGUCCUGACUGCGGUGGGUCUGUAGCAGCCAUGCAAGGCUUCUUGAGAAUGAUUGGGCUGGUGCUGGACAGAAAGCGAGAUUUUGAGUUAGCCCAGGCAUACCUUGCGUUGUUCCUAAAGUUACACCUUAAAGUGCUUCCUUCAGAGCCAUUACUCCUAGAAGAAAUGAAAAGACUAUCAGCACAGGUGGAAGAAAAUUGGAUCCAUUUACAGUCACUUUUCAAUCAAAGCAUGUGUGUUUUAAAUUACAUAAAAAGUGCUUUAUUAUAAAAAUUAAUUUAAGUGAAUAAAAUUUUAUAUUAAAAUGUUCCAGUUUAA